Molecule: messenger RNA, 312 nt
Organism: Rotaria sp. Silwood1
Lineage: Eukaryota; Metazoa; Rotifera; Eurotatoria; Philodinida; Philodinidae
Source: the annotation of a GenBank genome assembly
AUGAUGAUGUUUAGUGGAUUUCUUAUUGAUUUACCAAGUGUUUUUAAUUGGCUGUCAUGGAUUCAGUGGAUUAGUGCAUUUCGAUAUGCUUCAAAUGUACUUACUAUUAAUGAAUUGCAAGGUCUUAUAUUCUGCUUACCAAAUCAAACUGAUUUUUGUCCAAUGACAGGUGACGAGAUACUUGAUAAGCGAGGACUUGCUCAUUCUAAUGCAUGGGAUUUAUGGAAGAACUUUUUUGCAUUAACAGUGAUGGCUUUGUUAUUGUUUAUUUUAGCUUAUAUUCAACUUAUUAGAAUCAAAAAACCUAAAUAG